AGAGCUUCGUGUGAAGCGGUAAGCUUAACUUUCGACUGGCUGCACGUAGGUCGUUACCGCGCGCCAGUUUCUUCUGUCAAUGGCGCUUGUAGCUCCUAAAGCUCUUCAGGGGCUAUACCUAUUUUGUGAACCUCUUGCCGAAGGAUCGUUUGGCGUACUGUAUGUUGCACUUCAUGCAGUUACACGGCAGAAGGUAGCAAUUAAAAUAUUAGAUAAACGGAAGCUUGGGUCUGACGCAUACCGAGUCAAGGGUGAGAUAGAGGCCCUCAAACAGCUAAACCACAAAUACAUAUACAAGUUGUAUCAGGUUGUGGAGACUCAGACACAUUACUACCUUAUUUUGGAGUAUCUUCCUGGUGGAGAGUUAUUUGAUUACAUACUUCAAAAGGAGCACUUGUCGGAGGUUGAAGCCCGUGUCAUAUUUAGACAGAUUGUUUCAGCCAUAGGAUAUAUUCAUAGCAGAGGUUUUGCUCAUCGUGACCUAAAACCAGAAAAUAUUUUGUUGGAUAAUGAUCAGAACGUCAGAAUAAUUGACUUCGGUUUAUGUGCAAAGGGACAUAAUCUCUCGAUGCUAAGCACAUUCUGUGGGUCGUUUGCUUACGUUGCUCCAGAAGUUUUAGCCAACAAGGAGUACUCAGGAAGUGCUGCAGACAUCUGGUCCCUGGGUGUUAUUCUGUACGCAUUACUUUGUGGUCGUCUACCAUUUGACCCCACAAAACCGGAAGAACUCCCACAAAUAAUUGGUAAAGGUUUAUUUGCAGUUCCUGAUGGCUUGAGCAAAACUAGUAAACAACUCCUCAAUCAAAUGAUAUGUGUCGAUCCCAAAAAGCGCAUAAAAAUGGAUGAACUCAGACGUCAUGCAUGGGUUGUUGAAGGUUUUAUGGGUCAUCCGGUGGAUCUGGAUGAAGAAAAGAUACCAUUGUCACCUCUCAACAUGCAAAUUGUUGCUGAAAUCACUGCAUACACUCGGAUUCCUAAAGUGGAGCUUGUUCGAAUGUUACAAAAGCGUCCGUAUGAUUAUAUUAUGGCCACUUAUAUGAUAAUGGAGUCAGUUUUGGAGGAGGAGGAUGUGUUUAUCCGACUUCAACGCCGCAGUAAUCUACCCCCCAGUUCAGUACCAUCCAAGAAGCUUCACACAUUCUCUUGUCGUCAAAUUCGAGAUGAGAAAUUCUCAAUUUCUGCUCCUAGUAGCACUCCACUCCACCGUGGAAAUCUGGCUGUCCCAUCAUCAGUAUCCGGAGCUCCAUUGCAUGUUAAGUCUGGCAACAUCAUGAAGGCUGCUUUUAUUGAUGAUGAUGAUUUGCUAACGGAAGUUGAUCAAAAUACCAAGCUCAAUUCAUCUUUUUCUCCAUCUAAGCAUGAUAUUUUUCCAACGCAAAAUAAACACAGGACUGGUCACACUAAAAGUGAAAUCGAAAAUUGUCCCCCUCAGUUCUCUUUCCCUGAUAUGGUUCCAAUAAACAAAAUGAUUCCCCAAUCUCGAGGUAAAGUAACAGAUCAUCCUGGUUUAUCUCCUAGUCGUUCUGUGGAUUCUCAGCUCAUAAAUUUGACGCAUGAUUUUCACAACGCACAACUAACUGAAAAGAGACGUCCUAUUUCGGUAACUGAGGCUACUAGUGAGGAUAAUUUAUCUGCUGCUUACUCAUCAUUGUCAUCCCAAUUACAGCAUGAAGUAGCAUCUCUCCAUUCAAGUCCUGGAGGCGUCGGGGAUGAUUUCUCACAAUCCCAAAGCUCAGCUGACGAAGGUGGGACUAGUUCAAGUCGUGUUCCUGAAGUUAGUAACUGGCGUAAUUUCGGGCGUUUACGAAAAGCUCUUACUCCAAAGAACGUUGUACCUGAUGGUCGACUUGUUGUAGAUCGGUUACGAAAAACACGUCAUUUAAACAAUGUAUUAAUUGUACGAAGCGAUAUGAGUCCCGGCCAAGUGUUUGAUCAAAUAACUGCUGCGUUGAAGCAACAGUCCAUACGCUUUACUCUCAAAGGGUCUGGUUUCCUAUGUGUUUUCGCCAAUGAUUGGGGGAAAACUGUAUUGUCAUUUGAACUGGAACUGGUUUAUGUAUCAUCCAGAGCAUUCGAAGCUUCAGUUCGUCGUCGAAUGACUUUAAGGUCAACGUCGCCCGCAGCCCCUAUAGUUUCUACCCAGUCAAGUGAAAGUUCAAACCAUCCCGCGAUGGCUACCAAUACAUCAACUUCUUCUAAAGGUUCCUCCCGUUUACCUUCGAAUUCUCGUGACCAGCACGAUCGAAUGCUUGGAAUAAAGAUGAAACGUAUUCGUGGUGACUCAUUCAUGUACACUAGCUUAUGUCGUACUAUUCUUGACUUAGCUGGAUUGCUACCAGAAAAUUAGAAUCAUUUUCACAAUAUUGACGGACUCGUCAAUCUAUUCCCCAAGCGUUUGUGAUAGAACAAUUAACAGAUAUAGAUAAAUUGCAUGUUAACUGAAUAAAUGCUAAUGAUUUCAUAGUUUUAUUUAUAGUGUAAUUAAUGUCUGUUUGAUGUGUGGGAAAAAGAAACUAUUCUGAU
Molecule: messenger RNA, 2523 nt
Organism: Schistosoma turkestanicum
Lineage: Eukaryota; Metazoa; Platyhelminthes; Trematoda; Strigeidida; Schistosomatidae
Source: the annotation of a GenBank genome assembly